Messenger RNA from Sebastes umbrosus (honeycomb rockfish), 1242 nucleotides. It is a transcript of the gene rexo2, whose product is annotated as small fragment nuclease. The record is from RefSeq and is a predicted model, not a curated record. The transcript is spliced from 7 exons. The coding region runs from base 90 to 914 and encodes 274 amino acids. Gene Ontology annotation, molecular function: 3'-5'-RNA exonuclease activity; nucleic acid binding. Gene Ontology annotation, cellular component: mitochondrion. NCBI's taxonomy places the organism in Eukaryota, Metazoa, Chordata, Actinopteri, Perciformes, Sebastidae.
AGAAGAGGAGCUGCGCAUGCGCAGAUCUGUCUGUCUCUGCAGCUCUCUGUCCAUGCUGUCUGUCUCUCUCUGUCUCUGUCUGUCUCCGGAUGUCUCUGGUGUGUUGUCGGUCUUCAUCCUGGUCUCUGGUUGUCUCUGUUGGUCUCUGCAGGAGCAGGUUUAGUAAAGCAGCAGCUCGUUCUCUCAGUAGUCGAGUUGUUGUUCAGAGAAACGAACCGGUUAACCGACUAAUAAUAAACCCCUCAUCAUCCUCCUCCUCCUCCUCCUGGUCCAGAACCAGCAGAACCAGCAGAACCAGCAGCAGCAUGUCCUCCACCACGAUGUCCCGGAGACUGGUCUGGGUGGACCUGGAGAUGACAGGUCUGGACAUUGAGAAGGACAAGAUCAUUGAGAUGGCGUGCAUCAUCACAGACGCUGACCUGAACGUUUUGGCUGAGGGCCCCAACUUGAUAAUUAACCAGCCAAACGAGCUGCUGGAAGGGAUGUCGGAGUGGUGUAUAGAGCAUCAUGGAAAGUCAGGACUGACCCAGGCUGUACAGGACAGUAAAAUCACCCUGGAACAAGCAGAGUAUGAGUUCCUGUCCUUCGUCAGACAGCACACCCCGCCUGGACAGUGUCCCCUCGCCGGUAACUCUGUGCAUGCGGACAAGAAGUUCCUGGACAAGUACAUGCCACAGUUUAUGUACCACCUCCACUACCGAAUCGUUGACGUCAGCACCAUUAAGGAGCUUUGCAGACGGUGGUUUCCAGAGGAAUACAAGCUGGCGCCUCACAAGAAAGCCGCCCACAGAGCCUUGGGUGACAUCCAGGAGAGCAUUAAAGAGCUGCAGUACUACAGAGCCAACAUCUUCAAAGCCUCAACGGAGGAGAAGAAGCGCAGGAUCGUAGAAAACGGAGGCAGCGCCGAUAGUUAACAACAGUUAGCACAUACUGUAUGAGUGAGACGAGGGAACGUUCAGUGUUGUUACCACUUUUCAGUCAGGGAGAUCUCUGUGAUUGUCUUCAUUGAUUUUAGUUUCUGUUCAGUGAUCCUUUGUUUCAGUAUAGUUGAAAAGUUAAAUGUAGAGGUUUCAUCUUGUAACCGUUUAUUCAAAAGAAAUCUAUUUUUUCAAAGUUUAAAAGAGGAGCAUUUGAAAAAAAAGUGACCUUGCAGUUUUGUAUUUAUUAAACUUUAGUCUGGGAUGGACUUUCAUUUUCUCUUGUUUUUAAAUGAAACCAAAUAAACUCUGAUCCCUGAGGAAA